Molecule: messenger RNA, 997 nt
Organism: Dermochelys coriacea (leatherback sea turtle)
Lineage: Eukaryota; Metazoa; Chordata; Testudines; Dermochelyidae
Product: heat shock protein beta-7-like
Exons: 3
Coding region: 52-573 (173 amino acids)
Source: RefSeq, a predicted model, not a curated record
GCUCCCUCUCCCAGCAGUGACCCAUAUCCUCCGCGGCCCGGCACCAGCGCCAUGGCGUCCGUCAGCUCGUCCUCCACCUAUCGCUCGGAGCGGAUCAGCACCUACAGCCAGAACGCGCCCCCCGCCGAGCCCUGCUUCGAGCCCCGCGGGCGCUUUGGGGAGGAGGGGGACAGGAGCUCUCUGCACCACAGCCCCUUCGCCGCGCGGGCCCGGGACUCUUAUGGAUACACAGGGUCUCCGGGAUCUGUGCGCCCCUGCAGCCUGGGCAGCAACGUGCGAGCCGGGGACGACACGUACCAGGUGACGGCCGACGUGAGCCAGUUCGAGCCGCAGGACGUGGUGGUGACCACAUACAACUAUCACAUCAUCAUCCAGGCCGAGAAGGUGGCAGAGGAUGGCACCAUCUCCAACACGUUCACCCACAAGUGCCAGCUCCCCGAGGACAUGGACCCCCUGUCUGUCAGCUGUGCCCUCACCGACGCGGGCCUGCUGGUCAUCAAUGCCAAGCGCGGUGUGGCUGCCAAGGCGGGCGAGACGCCCCCGCCACUGUACCGCACCGAGGUCCAGCUGUGAAGCCCCUGGGCACAUCACCCGCCCCGCUCCACUCCCCCGCAACCUGACAUGAGCUGAGCAGCUGCCCCGCCACCCCGCCCUCCCCAGGGCUUCUGGGAGCUCACCCUGGCACAUGUGCGCUGCUAGUUGGCCACAUGUGUGUCGAGGGCGGGGGCAGCCUGGUGGGACAGGCUGGCUCAAUAAGGGGCCGUGCAGGCUGGGACCAUGCGCUCCAUGGGCCUGCCCGGCUCCAUGGCUGUGGCACGCACGCUGCUCCUGCCGUGCGAAGGGCUGCCCUGGGCCAGGCUGAGCUAGUCACUCACCCAAGCCCGUUGCACUGGGGGGGUCCCUGGGUGCCAUCCUGUGGGGGGCCUGUGCUACUAGCUCCCAGCACCUGGCUGGUGUCUCACCCUGGCUCAUGUUUGGAAUAAAGGUUUCUCCCACC